CAUUAUAUGGUGAACUAAGUGAUGCACUCGAUCGUUUUACUUUUAUUUAUGAUCCAUUCACGUAAGAUCCUUGUUAAUAGUUAUCAUAUAUGCAGAAAAAAAAAUAAUAUUCAAUUCUUUGUGGUGAUGUGAAAGCACAUCCACGACCAAGAGUCACCGAUUUCAAAUCGGAUGCCAAGGCAGCUGGUCUAGCUUUAUGGAAUGGUUGGAAAGAUGGAAUGACGGGCAUUAUAAGGCAACCACGUGCCGGUUAUCAACGAUAUGGUGUAUUAGGUGGUGCUGCUGGAACAUUAAUAGCGACUGUCAAUAUUGGUAUGAAACCUGCAGUAGGUACAAUGUCAUCACUCACGUGGCUUAGUCGAGGAACAUAUGCUAGUGUGAGAAAGGCAAUAAAAAUUUAUAGAAAUGAAGGACGACGUGUUUCAAGAAAAUUAUUCGAUUCAGCAUUAUCAACACAAGACAAUCAACGAUUACAAGUAGAUGAUGAUCAAGAAAUCUCAUCAGCUGCUAAAACAGCAGCAACUAAAUCAGGUUUUCAUCCAAAAGUAUGCCAACAUAUUCUUGAUGAAUUUGAAAAAAUUAAAAUAGAACAUGAACGAAAAAUGGCUUCUUCAAUGAAGAAAGCAAAGAGUAUAUCCAAUUUCUUUUCCAAUGCUAGCGAAACAUUAAAAGUCUCAUCAUCAAAUAGACGUCCAAAUUCAUAG
This is a messenger RNA of Rotaria sp. Silwood2, 704 nucleotides long. NCBI's taxonomy places the organism in Eukaryota, Metazoa, Rotifera, Eurotatoria, Philodinida, Philodinidae. The record is from the annotation of a GenBank genome assembly.